This is a messenger RNA of Eremomyces bilateralis CBS 781.70, 2278 nucleotides long. RefSeq lists its product as uncharacterized. Lineage: Eukaryota; Fungi; Ascomycota; Dothideomycetes; Eremomycetales; Eremomycetaceae. The record is from RefSeq and is a predicted model, not a curated record. The coding region runs from base 140 to 2002 and encodes 620 amino acids. The transcript has 7 exons.
CAUGCAUUCACUACUUUCGACGUGUUCCAUGAGCUCAGUUGUAAAUUAUUGAAGUCGGUUUAGGUUUACUACAGCGUGUUUGUUGUUUGGUUCAUUCCCCAACUCCAAUCGCCGCCGCGUCCUCCCAACCCCCUCGACAAUGGUCCGCUGGGGCCGUCUCUUCGAUUGGGAUGGCCGAGACCGUCGCCAUCUUCACCAUGAAUUCCAAGCUCUGCUACCGACCCGGCGAAACAAUGUCGUGCCCUCUCCUUUCCCCGCCAAAGAGGUAACCAAAGUCGCCCUCCGCCUCAAGCACCAGAUCGAACAGGUCAUCCCCUGCGAAUUGGACGAGUGCACGGUCACGAAACCACACAGCUCGAUCAUUACACAUGCCGUCGUGAACACCGCGAAGCAGGCGGGGGGCGAGGAAUACGCUGCGUGCGUGGUGUACUGCCUGCUGGUGGCGAAGAAAUGGUUCACCAUCCAGGCGCAUCACGAGCUCUGGGAUGCGGACAUGCAUCGCGUCCGAAGUGUGGCAUGCGAAAUCAUUGCCAAGCGAAUAAUCGAAGAAGAGGAAGACCAGCAGUACCUCCUCGAACAGGUCCUCCUCAAACGAUAUUCGAUAUAUGUCAACGAAGAAGAUACGCUACCAGCCAAUGCUGUGGAGCGAGCCGUCGACCUCCAUGCCUUAACUGUGAUCGGCUCGUCUGGGUACCAAAAGUGCAUAGCAUAUCUCUGGAGGGGUUGGUUGGUCCAAGAUGACGACGAUCCGUCCCGGUUUGUCGAUUAUCAUGAGAAAACGAACACCAACUACUGGGCACACUUCAAUCCGGAUCGCCUGAGAGUGCCGCGCUAUCAGAACAACGUCCAGAUUGCCUUCUCGUUCAUUUACCUGGCGCUGUACACAGCUGCCGUCAACACCAUCAAUCCGUCAGGCGACCUGGAUAUCGUGGAAGGGCUUCUGUACCUCUCCACGCUGGGGUUCAUCUGCGAAGAAGUGUCGAAAUUCUGGAAAAUUGGCCGCUAUUACUUUGGGUUUUGGAAUGCUUUUAACAGUACCCUCUACACCCUGCUCACGGUAAGCUUCGUCUUGAGAAUGGUUGCGCUGGCGCACCCUAUGGGCGACGUCAAACGAGGCCACUUUAACGAAUUGAGCUACAACUUUUUGGCCUUCACGGCUCCCAUGUUCUGGGGAAGACUCGUGCUGUACCUCGAUUCGUUCCGGUUCUUCGGCGCCAUGCUUGUGGUGCUCAAGGUCAUGAUGAAGGAGUCUCUUAUCUUCUUUGCGCUGUUGAUUUUCAUCCUGGUCGGCUUCUUGCAGGCGUUCGUCGGGCUGGACCAGGUUGAUAACAAAUUGACUGCCACGACCUUCAUCCUUCAAGCGAUGGCGAAUGCGAUCAUGCAGUCUCCAGAUUUCAGUGGCUUCGAUAACUAUGCGCCUCCGUUCGGCAUCAUUCUCUAUUACAUUUAUACCUUCGUAAUCAUGGUCGUGCUUUUGAAUAUUCUCAUCGCCCUAUACAACAGCGCAUAUGAGGAUAUUACGGACAAUGCAGUGGAUGAGUAUAUGGCGUUGUUUGCGCAGAAGACCAUGCAAUUUGUUCGCGCCCCGGAUGAGAAUGUUUUCAUCGCUCCACUCAACGUGAUCGAGAUCGUCUGCCUCAUCCUCCCAUUCGAAUGGUGGCUGCCGGACGCGACCUACGCGAAGCUGAACGAUUACAUCAUGCUGGUCAUCUACUCCCCCCUGCUACUGAUCACGGCGAUCUUGGAGACGCAGCAGGCGCACCUCGUCCGGAAGAACCGGAAGCGGGGCGAGGAGUACGACGACGUGAUCGAGGAGUGGGAGCAGAUGGACGGCGAGCUCGAUUUCGAGGGAGAGGGAUGGCAUAAGAAGGUGGAGGACUCUAGGCCGAACGUCGAGACGGAUGCGGCGAUUCUCGAGAUUCGGGAGUUGAGGGCGGAGAUCAAGGAGCUUAGGGAGUUGGUGAGUCAGAAAGGGACAGGGCACGGUCAUGGCGGUGGUUGAGUGAUGACGAGUUCCUUUGCUUUGCGAUUGCAGCGUCCGUUAGGUAGCUCUUUGGGUGAAUGCGGCUCUUAUAGUACCUGUUCAUAAAUCAGGAGAGGCUUCUCUGACGCUGGAGGCCCCCACAGCUAGCCUGGUUACCAUUUAUCAGUCGGUUACGGCCUUGGUCUGUCGUUCGUUCGAACAGUUAAACGGCCAAUAAAUCACUCCACCAACUAAGAACGGCCAUGCACCACCACCCACAAGAUCAAGAAAGAGCUCUCAAUCUGUCAAUCAUAG